Messenger RNA from Venturia canescens, 2041 nucleotides. RefSeq names its product thyrotropin-releasing hormone receptor. The record is from RefSeq and is a predicted model, not a curated record. The transcript has 4 exons. Lineage: Eukaryota; Metazoa; Arthropoda; Insecta; Hymenoptera; Ichneumonidae. Gene Ontology annotation, cellular component: plasma membrane. Bases 713 to 1915 code for a protein of 400 amino acids. Gene Ontology annotation, biological process: G protein-coupled receptor signaling pathway. Gene Ontology annotation, molecular function: G protein-coupled receptor activity.
UUACGGCCGUGGCGAGAGACGCUGCGAUCGCGGAAGACCUUUCGUUCACCUGAAACCGGAAGUAAUGAACAAAAAAGAAGGGAGCAAGUAAUUGGAGGCUCAAAAAUCCGAGAUUCGGACCGAGUAGAAACGACAAGUGUCAGAAUCCAAAGCAUUUUCGGUUGAAAGCUCGAUACAUCCGGUUCGAGAGUUUCACGAAGCUCAGGGAAAUUGACACAAAAAUAACUGCCAUCCAGUGAAAAACGUGAAAGUUCUUCGAACCGGUUCCAACGAAAAUGUUAUUGACCAAAACAUCAAUUGAAAGUGCACGGACAAUAUCUUGGAAGAGCUCGUGAGAUCCGAGGAUCAAACGUCAAAGGAUAAAGAAGAUUUGCACGUGGGAGAGUGUGGGCAUUGACCGGGCGGACGUUGAUCACAGCUCGAUCGAGGAAAAUUUGUUGGCUCUUAUCCAACAGCCUUUAAUCAUCAAACGGAAUUUUCCACAUUCCCGAAGGAAAAAAUAACAAUGACAGACUUAAAGUUCACCGAAUCAAAGUACUGUCUGUCCGUAUUAUAGUUUUUUAUGGAUUCAUCGGUAGAUGUUUGUGUCGAAAAUUUAAGGAGGAAGCCCAAAGACCCGGAUGUCGGAAUUUUCGGUGACACGUGAUCGAGGACGGAAAGUGAAUAAAGCGAGAAAAUAUAAGUAAGAAGGAGGGAAAGGUUCGGAUUAGAAAUGUCGACGGAAAGGAUGAACAGGUCGACGGAACAGGAUCUCACGGAGUUUCUGAUGCUCGGUGCUCAAUUGUAUUAUCCACCGAUAUUGGUUAUACUGGGAGGCCUCGGUAAUUGCUUGUCGGUGUGUGUUUUUUUUUGCACGAAAAUGAGACGCUCUUCGUCAAGUUUUUAUCUCGCCGCAUUGGCCAUAAGUGACACAGGUUUUUUGGCUUCUCUCUUCGUUUUCUGGUUGAACAUGGUGGGCCUCGGAGUUUUCAGUCGACCCGGUUACUGUCAAUUCUUCAUUUAUCUGCCAACGCUGUGCAGCUUUUUGAGCGUCUGGUUCGUCGUGGCAUUUACGGUCGAGCGUUUCAUCGCGGUGUGUUAUCCCCUCAGACGACAAUCGAUGUGCACCGUGGCUCGUGCCAAAAGCAUAUUGAUAAGCCUGACGAUUCUCGGGCUCGUAUUGUGCAGUCCCGUCUUGUGGUUCUCCAGGCCGAGACCGGCUGGUCACAAAAUCAACAUCACCGUUUGCAAGUUAGCCGAAGAGUGGGAAAGCUGGGCCAGUGUAUUCAACGUCGCCGACACUAUCCUCACUUUCGUUCUGCCCUUCACAGUAAUCGUCGUCCUUAACAGUCUCAUCGUCAAGAGCGUCUGGAGACUUGCACGGGUUCGACGGACCAUGACGACCAGCACGAGAUCCACUAAAAACGAAAAAGCCUCCUCGUCCUCCUCGAAAAGUAUUCCCCGAUCCACCGUUUCACAAACCAAAAUCACUAAAAUGUUACUCGUUGUUUCCAGUGUUUUUUUGUGCUUCAAUCUUCCUGCUUAUGUCAUGAGAGUUCACGCUUUUAUCAAGGGGAACGAGGAAGUACCGCGAGCAACGGUUAUAAUUCAACACGUCUGCAAUCUCCUGUUCGAUACGAACUUUGGUAUAAACUUUGUGCUGUAUUGUGCGAGCGGACAAAAUUUUCGAAAAGCAGUAGUACGAAUGAUAGUAGGUCGCUGUAGAAACCGGAAUGACGCGGAGCCCCGUGCAUCUUUACGAGCCAAUCAAUCCGGAUCAGAGUUGGGGAGAUCAGGUAGCACGAUAGGACGUCAACGAACCAUCGUAUUGGAAAUGCAUUGGGAGGAAAAUUGUGAGCUAUCCGACUUUUCUAGGACCGAUGAUUGUCAGCGGUCAAAAUAUCUCAUUCGACGAUCAUCAAGGGAAAAUAAAUGAAUGCAGCCAAUGGCCCAACGUUACCGAAGAACCGCUGAUCCAGCAGUUGUAAGAGUUGAAGAGCAGCGUCGUGAACUGGAGCCCUUGGACAUCCGGUAUUCAUGAGACUGACGUUAAUGACACUGG